AUGAAGGGGCCAGGUGGAGGGCCGCAAGUGCGAUUUCGCAAUGGCCCGGCCGAUGUCUUCCGGGAAUGGCAUGCAGAAGCCAAGAUUGACCGACAGCAACAACGUUAUUGUUUGUCCGGCGCGCAGGCUAUCAGAAGACGCACGCUUUACCGCCUCCGCGCCAUCAUGUGGCCGUGGAACAAUAUCAAGAUGCUUCAAUGGUGUGGAACUCUGAGAGCACGCAGCAUGUGUGCGCUUCGCCCUCCAGAGCACGGCAUGUCUACGCAGUAUGAGCCGUACGCCACUAUUACCAGCUGCGUGGGAUGGACACAUGCGGGGGAUAUCCAAAGCAGGCUAUCAGACUGA
Messenger RNA from Colletotrichum abscissum, 345 nucleotides. RefSeq lists its product as uncharacterized. The record is from RefSeq and is a predicted model, not a curated record. The coding region runs from base 1 to 345 and encodes 114 amino acids. Lineage: Eukaryota; Fungi; Ascomycota; Sordariomycetes; Glomerellales; Glomerellaceae. The transcript has 2 exons.